Molecule: messenger RNA, 535 nt
Organism: Camelina sativa (false flax)
Lineage: Eukaryota; Viridiplantae; Streptophyta; Magnoliopsida; Brassicales; Brassicaceae
Source: RefSeq, a predicted model, not a curated record
GGGAUAGUGAAAUUGAGGAGAAGGUGAGAGAGAUGGAAGCAACGGAAGAGAGAUUAGUGGUGUACGAUGUUGAUGUGUUGGAUUAUCAAAGCAUACUUGUCUCUCUCAAGACAUGUAACGUUGUCUUCUGCUGCUUAGAUAGCCCCGAAGGAUACGAUGAGAAAGAGGUGGAUUUGGAGGUGAGAGGAGCGAUCAAUGUGGUGGAAGCAUGUGGAAGAACAGAGAGUAUUGAGAAGAUUGUGUUCUCUUCUUCGUUAACAGCUUCAAUUUGGAGAGACAACAUUGGAACUCAGAAGGAUGUUGAUGAGAAGUGUUGGAGUGAUCAAGACUUCUGUCGCAACAAAAAGUUGUGGCAUGCAUUGGCAAAGAUGUUGUCAGAGAAAGCAGCUUGGGCAUUAGCUAUGGACCGUAGGCUCAACAUGGUCUCUAUCAACCCUGGUCUCAUCGUCGGACCAUCUGUCGCGCAACACAACGCUAGGCCCACCAUGUCCUACCUGAAAGGAGCUGCACAAAUGUAUGAGAAUGGUGUGUUAGC